CUCACGCCCGGCCCCGGUCCCAGCCCCGCCCCUUGCAAGGUCCGCGUGACGUCACCUCUGACGCCGCCUCUCGGCCUCGUUCACUCGGCCCGGGGUCGGGUGACAGAAGCCAAUGGUAUCUUUGUAAACAAUAACAACAAAAACGAUGCCGAAAAAGAAAAAGGUUUCCAUUGUAACUACUCCAACUCGGCCACUUGGAUGUGGUCCACCGCCCAGUACUUCGGCGGCGGCGGCUCCGGCUGCCGCCGAUCCGGCCCCAGUGCCUUCUCAGGCCUCAACCUCCACUUCAAUGGCUGCCGUGACUGGCGCUAUGGGUUCGGGGGUGAACAAGGAGGAGCUGCUGGACCGAAUGACGGAGAUGUUUUCGCACCUGGACCCGAGCGUCGUGUAUGUGGUGCUAUCUGAAUGUGACUUCAAAGCUGAUGAUGCAAUGGAUUCUUUGUUGCUACUAUCUGAUGCAGCUAAAGGAGUGAAAUCUUCUUGCUCCUCUGGGUUUGAAUGUGUGACGGCUUCCCUAAAUGAUCAAGUUAAUGGGGACAAUGAGGUAGUCAUGAAAGACUAUGGACAUAAUUCAGCUGCUUCUUCUGAAAGUUUUGAAUGGGAUGAAAAAUUGGACUCUUCAAUUGAAAUUGAACUGGAGAAAUAUUGCAUGAACACACAGUGUGAGCAAAGCAUGUCUUUUUGUCAGUUCCAGCCAUUUAUGAACCACUAUAACUUGCCUAUUAACCAGUUUUCUAAUAACUAUGUUGGUGAUCAAAUGCCUCAACAAAUUCAAUCAAAUUUGAACACUGCUUUGAAUAAUGUGUCCCUUCAGCACCAAACAGCCUUGUAUGGCAGCUUACCCCUCAGACCAUUAUCAUAUACAUUGAAUUCCUCAGAUUGUGAAGAAAAUGUGAACCUUUGUUUCAACAGUGGAAGUAACAUAAUGCAGAAAAGAUCAGAAAUUCAGUCAGAAUAUAAUAAUUUCCCUUUGGAAGACAUUGAAAAGCCCAGCAAAAAUCCACCUGUUGAGGAUGGAACUGAGAGGAUUAUAUUUCCAAGUAGUAUAAGAACAGAUAAUACAAAUAUAUGGACAAAUCAAAGUGAAAGUCAUGGCCUGUCAGCAGCCAUUUCUAUGAAUAUUGGUGCUAUUGGCUCAGAACAAUUUAGUCCAAAGUAUGACACAUUUCCAAAUGCAGUGAACCGCCAAGAUCAACACUUGCAGAACAGCGAUGUUUCUGAUAAAGCUGUAGCAAGAUUUUCUGGUGCAGAUGGAAAUGAAAUAUGGCUUGGAUCAAAAAAAGAGAGAUCAUCUUCAAAAAGCUACAAAUUAUUUGGCGAACCUGAAGCAUUUAAAAGAACAAAUGAAUUGCUACAAAAAGACGGCCCUCUCUCAAAGAAUUCAUUGGAAAAUAAAGAGAAUGUUUCAAAAAAUAUGCAACAGAAUACAAGUUUUCCUUAUUGGUUUGAUAUAGGGAAAGCUAACAGUGGAGAAAAUCUCCCGAAAUUAACAAACCAUGAUGAAGCAAGUUAUCCUCAAUAUUCUAACAAUGUACAUUCUGUGCAUAUUCCAACCACGUCUCCAGUCUCGUGGAAUCCAUGGGCUCCUGAGUUCCAACCAAUGAGCAUGGCAAAAACCUUCAUUACACCUGUGGCAGCAAGUCCUCUGAAGCCAAGGCUUAAUGAUACUUCACCAUGGAAACGUACUGGACCUACAUCCAGUCCUGAUAAACUUCAUUCAAUUAGAAGUUCAACUUCUGGUAGUUUGCUUUCAAAACCAUGCUUAAAUCCAUAUCUCAUACACCAAUCACAGACUUAUGAACAUCCACUUCCACAGUUCAUGAACAGAAAAGCAAUAGCUACACCCAAAUCGUUGUUUUUGAUGAGGGGCCUGCCUGGAUCAGGAAAAAGUACACUAGCCAGACUGAUUGUUCAACAGGGCCCUAAUGGAAUAAUUUUAAGCACUGAUGAAUACUUUUAUCGAAAUGGGCGCUACCAGUUUAAUCACAGUCUGAUUGGAGAAGCUCAUCAGUGGAACCAAAAGAGAGCCAAAGAAGCCAUGGAGAAGGGUUUAUCUCCAGUUAUAAUAGAUAACACAAAUACGCAGUCUUGGGAGAUGAAACCGUACAUUAUUAUGGCUAUUAAAUACAAUUAUAAAGUUGCAUUUCGUGAGCCAAAUACUUGGUGGAAGUUUAAACCACGGGAGCUUGAACGACGGAAUGUUCAUGGUGUGUCAAAAGAGAAAAUUAAAACAAUUUUAGACCAUUAUGAGCGUCAUGUAACGAUUAACACAGUGAUGGCUUCAUCACAACCUACCUUCCCAGAAAAAAAAGCCGUAGAGUUGUAUCCUGCUGAAGAUGCAGAAACCAGUGCAAUAACUGGAGCAGUAGGACCAGCAAUUUCUCCAAACCGUCAAGGUUCUCCUAGUUCACCGAUUCCAGUUGUAAAUUAUCCAGAAGAUUUCUCAGCAAUCAAAACAGAUGUAGCAUCAACUGAUAACUUACAACAAUGUUCAGGGUCAUCUGCAGAUUUUCCCAGUGAAAGUAGACAAUGUGAUGAGACUGGACACAAACCUGAUAAUGGUGCAAGAUAUUCAAUAUUUGUAAGAGGUGAUAAUGUACAAAACACAGAUCAGACAUCUGGAUCAGAUGUUAGCAAUUAUAAUUUCUCAUCUCAUUCUGAAAUAGAAGACAAGAAAAGCGAACUAACAGUAGCAAGUGUUGGAUGUGAGACUGAGACAACAGAAAGUACCGGCCAGUGUGGUACUUUAACACCUGAUAAUUUACCAACUGUGUUUAGUGCAUCAUUUGAUCAAGAAAUCAGGAAGGAAAAAUGGCAGAGUGCUGAGAGUACAGAUAGUGAAAGAGUAGGAAAACCAAAACUGUCAAUUGAAGGGGACCCCUUAGGAGGGGAGCCCUCAGGACUUGCUAAGGAAGAGUCAAGCGUUCUGGAACAGUCCAACAAUGUUGAAUCCACAUCUUUGAAUUUUGUUGGAGAUUGGCCAGUUAUAGAAAUAUCGAAACCUCAAGAUCAAAGAAAAAGACGAAUUAGGAAGGCAUCAGAACUAACUAACACAAAUAAGGACAACGUAAAUCAGUCCAGUAAUUUGGAAUUUGUCAAUCCAAAUGAUUCGUUAAAAAAUACUACUCUUAGCUUAUCUGAGCAGGAGAAUGUAGAACCCCCAAAUGAAUCAAAUGGUUCACAGGUUUCAAUUGAUUAUUUUGAUGAUGAUAUACAAUCUUCAGCAAUUGAAAACUUUACUCUGGAAAGCAAUCAUGAAAAUAGUGAGGAUCUUGAAGGUCCAGAAACUUCUGAAGAGCAAGUUUCAGAAGCUACAUCUGAAAAGCACAUGAAUAAAAUAUCUUGUCCGAAUAGAACACUGGGAAAAGAAUGCAAAUUGACAUUAACAUUCACUAGUAACAGCCCCAUCUUGGAAGAGUUUCCUGAGCCUAUGCCGUUAAGUUCUGAUCAAGUGGAAGACACUGCUGUAAUUCCAGAGAAGUCAACACAAGCCAAUUCAACUCAAACAACUUCUGAUGAUUUUGCUAUGUUGUGGAAAAUUGAGAAAGGAAGUGACCAUUCUAUUGAAUUUAAAAUAUUGACAGGAACUUCAAAUGGAAUUAAACCAACUGACUUAGAUGCAAUACCAAAAUUCAUAAAUACUAGUGUGUCUGUGCCCUACAGAGUGAUGCAUGACAAAAGCACAUAUGUAGAUGAAAGUGACUUUGUGAGUCAUGAAGAAAACCUUCAGAUACUCAGUGAUUGUUUUAAAGGUAUUCCCUUUGAUGACUUGAAUGAUUUAUAUGAGAAAUGCAACAAAGAUGUUGAAUGGACAACCAAUUUAUUGCUUGACUCUGGUGUGAAGCUUUCAAAUGAAAGUCCAGUGAAUAAUCAGUCAGGUUUAGACCUUACUAGCAGCAGUGGGCCACAAAAGAGUGAAGCAGCUCAAACAGAGAAAAUAGAUUUAAGUGAAGAGUCACAUCACAGAUCUACAUACGAAGCAAAUCAGUUGUCCAUUUCUACUAAGAAGGUUAUAGAUGUACCUAGUCAGUCAGCACAGACAAAUACAGAAAAUGACACUAAAGAAUGUGUACAGUCUUGCCUUGACCUUGAAGCCGUAAACCCAUUAUCUGACAAUACUAGUGAAGCUGUUCUAGAUGAAGAACUGAAAAGUAAAAAUGAUAUAUUAAGCAAUUCCAAACUGACAUUUGAUAUUGACUGUGAACAGUUUACCAAUUCUAGUAAGGAAUAUAAUGUGGGGGAGCAACGGAAUGAAUCAAUGUUCGAGAAUAUGGUAAACAAUGAAGUUUUGUUCAUGAAAAGUGUCGAAGGUGAGGUAACUUCAAUUGGAAACAAUAUAAAGGAAACAAACACCAUUUCUGAAUAUACAGAUUCUAUAAUGUCGGCACGAGAAGUUAAUACCCAUGCAAAUAGUGUGAUAGAAAAUCAGUCCAGCUCUGAGGUAGGAAAAAUCUCCGUACAAAAGGAAAAUGGAAAAGAAGUGAAGAUGAUUGAAGAUGGAAAUACGAAUCAGGAUGGUUUAUGGAUGUACUCUGAUCCAAUGCAGAUUCAGUCUUUAGAAUUGAGUUUGCCACCAGAAUUGGCAAUUCAACUUAAUGACCUGUUUGGACCAGUGGGUCUUGAUCCAGAUUCUUUGACUCCAGAAGAAUGUGUUGUACAGAUAGAUAUGAACUUGGCAAAAAUUAUUCAUCAGAAAUGGAAGGAGACCAUAUUGGAGCGACAGAAGCAAGAAUCUCUGUCCUAUCAGCUGCUGUUGGAAGGUGGUAAUUUUUCUGAAAAUUUGAUUUUGGAGCUUGAGGGUGAAAUGAAGGAGGAAGAGCCGCGUGGUUCUUCUCCAUUGAAAAAUGAUGACAAACAGCCAAAGAAGAAGGCUGGAAAUAAGUUAACCCCUUUACCUGCUUCAUUCACUGCUAAGUCUGAUGGACUGGAAGAUCUUCCGUUUAUGGAUCAUUGGAGUGCUCGAGUUCCUAGUGUGUCAUUACGGGAUAUCAUGUCUGAGGAGAUGGAUUUUGAGACAAGGCAGCACCAGUCCUUCACAAAUUCUGUCCUGUCCUCAAAGGAUUGUGCAACUAAACUGAAGGAAAAACGUCUCUUUGAGAUGUUUCCAGGCAUUGAUAAACAUUUCAUUAUGGAUAUGUUUAAAGACAACAACUAUUCCUUUGAACAAACAGAAGAGUUUAUGAAGUCUUUAUUUGACUGUGAUCUGGAGUCAACAAAAGCUAUCAAAGUUCAUGAAGGUACCCCUCAAACUGAAUUGCCUGUGAGCAAAAAUAAAGAUAAGGCAGUAUUGACCAAAGAUAUUAAAGAAUCUCGAAGUGAACAUGUUUUCCAUAAUGUAGAAUACCCUGAUUAUGAAGGUUUUCGGAUUGAGGCAGCUCUGCAUAGACGCAAGCAGCAAGAUUUCUUCAGUAAGGCUGCAGCAGCUCAUGGAAGGAAUAUGAAAGCAGUUGCCACGUAUUAUGCACAGCAGGGUCAUCUUCAUGGUGAAAAGAUGAAAGAAGCUAACCACAGAGCUGCUUUAAACAUUUUUAAGCAAGUGAAUGCAUCAUUACUUCCAAAAAAUGUUUUAGACCUUCAUGGCCUUCAUGUGGCUGAAGCCCUGCAAUAUUUGGAGGAAGUGCUAUUCCAGAAGAUUAAUGAAUGCCAGCAAAAAGGUGGUAAAGCUUACCUUUCUGUCAUAACUGGGAGAGGGCGUCACAGCCAAGGAGGUGUAGCACGUAUUAAACCUGUUGUUAUUGACUACCUCAAACGCCAGAAUUUCAGGUUUACAGAGCCACAGCAAGGUGUUGUAAAAAUCAAGUUGAAGUGAAGGAUUUGUCAAGAAGAUUCCUUCCUUAUUCAACAGUAUGACACUGUCUCACUUAGCCUGGUAGCAUUAGUGUACUAUAUCAAACAUUUAAGGAUAUAGUGUUUUUUUAACAACAUCACUCAGGGAGGUCAUAUAACUGAAGACAGAAAAGCUUUUAAAAUCAACAUGCAGCAAAAUCUUUAAAAUUCUUGCUUUCUUAUUCUUCGGCAUAUCAAUUUAACUCCUACUGGGUUUUCAAAAGUUGCUUUCAUUUUCAUGAUCUCUAUUUCGAUUUGUGAUGAUUUGAAAUGUUGGGAUACAAGGACACAUGCUGCCUGUUCUGAAAUAUUUUGGGGUUGUAAAUUUACUCUAUUGCAUGUUGUAAUUAAAAGUAAUUUACAUUAGAAUGUAAGAAGUAAAGCGGGAAUAGGCAUCUGGCCCUUUGAUCCUGCUCUGCCAUCCACGAAGCUGCCGGACUGCAAAAUUGUUUGCUGAUUUGGAGUAAAACCAAGUGGAUCAAAAGUUUGAGAAAUUGUGUGCAAAUUCUGAGUAUUUUUAAGGAUUCAUAAACUUAAGUUUUAAUCUUUGUAAGUUUUUAACAAAGAAAGUUUGAAAAUGUGACACUCAAGAUUUAAAUAUAAAUUCUUCACUCUGCUGAUAUGUUAUUUAUUGCUGUUAUAAAGCAAUAAAAAUACAUUUUUUGGUUUAAAGUUUGACACUAAUUGUUGAGGUGGGGGAUGGGUUAGGAUUGGUGAUAAAGUGUUCGGUCAAGUAAAGUAAUUUGCAUUGGGCUGUCUGCUCUAUGUUACUUUCAUCCUCAAAGUAAGUAAAGUUCCAGUGCAGAAAAGAAAAUGCUACUGGGACUAUUUCUGCUUGGUUCAGCACUACCUAUCUGUGAAUUAAUAUUGUAAUCUUUACAAAAAACAGUAUUUAUGAAAACCUUUCACUUUAUUUAUUAGAAUAUUUAGAAGUUUAAUUGAAGUUUGAAUUUCAAUUGGCAAGUUUGCACAAGUUGUGUUGUAAUGACUGGUUAAGUUUGCAUUUUGUUAAAGUGGACAUUUUGUACAUUUACACCAUAAUGGCAAUUUAAUUUAAGGUCAUAAAUCUGCUCACAACUAGAUUCAAACUAUGCAACAAGGAAAUGAAAUUUACCCUGUUUUUCUAAGUUUUACCAAGCUUAGAAAUAUUAUUUCCAGCCUUCCCCUCUCUCUCCCACAUUUUGUGAAUAAGAAGAAUUGUGCAUUUAACACUCUUUUUUGACAAAAUACGUUAUAACCAUUUACAGCCUGAUGCUCACCAGUUCAAACUGAUUAAAGUCAAAGUUGUGUUUAUUAUUACAAACGUUGUAUAUACGCAAGUAUGUAUAUACACAAGUAUGUAUAUACACAUGUGCAGUAAAAAAGCUUACAUGAGCAGCAUCACAUUAGUAUAUAUUUGAAUUGCUUAACUAAAUACCUUUAAAUAUAAAAGAAUGACUUUUCCAGAGUUCCAGAAUCCCAAAGUGGUGAGUCUGAAUGCUGGAAUACUGAUUUUAACAUGAUCAUUUUAACAAUUAAAAUUUUCAUAUCAAGUUGUUCCUCUCCAAGACAGAUAUUAUUGUCUAUUUUCAACCUGCAUAUUAAGUAGAAGGCAUUUUCAUACUUUGCAUAGGAGUAACCUGCACAAGAUUCUCUCAUAUUUCAAUGUUCUAGCUGAUCUUUCUGUUGUCUAGUACAGAUAGAACACAUACAGGAAUUUGAACACAGACCCAAAUUCUAUAUUGCAGCACUUUAAAGUUGCAAUAUACCAUUUCCUUAGGCAGUAUUUGGUUUCUAGGGUUUUUUUUUGUUUCUGUUCUGUGUUCUCAAUAUUGUUCCUCCAUUUUGAAAGAUCGUGGACCAGGGGUUUGGAUGAAUCAUUGAAAUGUUCAUAUUUACAGAGUGAUCUUGACAACAGGACAGCACAGGAAUAGGCCCUUUAGCCCAGGAUGUCUGUGCCAGUUUUAACUAAUCCCAUCAGCACAUGGUAUAUAUCGCACCAAUCCCUGUCUGUUCGUUUGCUUACCUAAAUGGCUCUUAAAUAUUAAUGUCAUAUCAGCUUCCCCCACUUACUCUGCGUAAAACAAAAAGUCAUCUUCUAAAUCUUCUUCAAACUUACUCCCUUCACACUUUAAAGUUGUGUUCUCUAUUAUUCAAUACUUCCAUCCUGGGGGAAAAAAAGACUUUCUUACCCUAUCAGUGGAAAAGAUUCAAGGAAAAUCUUUGAAUCUUUUCUACUGUUCUCCUGGUGGUCCCUUACCAUGGCAAAGUGGGGAAUACUGUGUCUGAUUGUGAUUAUGAUGUCUUGCAUGUGGACAAAGUGGCUUACUCUUUGGAAUAAUUAUAGUCUCAAUGCUGGGAAUAGUGGCUUAGGAGAGGCUACUAGCAUUGGUUUGCUUUUACUACAAAUGAAUUUAAAGGAUCUUACAGAGAUGACUGUACUUCUCCAGUGCAUUGAUGUUCUGCUAUAAGUGGUCCAAUUCUUUGAAAGUCAGGGGUCACUGGUGCCCAGCAGACCAUAAGCUUUGUACUGGUUUCAAGGUCUUGAUUUUCAAACAUUAUUUCUCUUAGGAGACCAUGGUGCACUGAUGGCAGUGGUGUUUUCAGCAAUUGCUACUGUCAGAGUGCCAUGGUAACAUAGCAGUUAGUACAAUGCUACAGCUCUGCACAUUGGAGUUUGGAAUUCAAUUCUGGUGUCCUCUGUAAGGAGUCUGUAUGUCCUCCCCAUGGAAUGAGUGGGUUUUCUUCUUUAGUCCAAAAAGGUACCGGGUAGGUUAAUUAGUCAAUAUAAAAUGCCUCAUGAUUAGGUUAUUGUUAAAUUGGGGUUGGCGGGGUUUGCUGUGGCAGAGUCCCUCGAAGGGCAUAAAGGGCCUAGACCACACUGUAUCUCUAAAUAAAUAAAAUGUUAAUUAAUAAGUUGCAUUCAUUCAUAGGUAGUUCCUGAGUUACAGGAAUUGGUCCACAUUUUCCAAGGUCUCAUUGUGAACUUUUAUUGUAGAAUGAUGUUAUACAGUGGGCUCUGGUUUGGUUGAGAGUCUUUGUUUUGCAAAUAUUAAAGGUGAGACUUUAUUCUGUUUUAUGCUUCAGUUAAUGAGUUGAUGAUGAUUUGGAACUUCCACACAGGCAGCUUGAUGGAUAAAGCUGGUGUAAAUUCAUCUGUUUUCCACUUGCUGGUUACAAUGAGGUGCAACAUUUUUGUAUGAAAGAUUGAGAGAAACGUAGGGUACUUAUUUUGCAUAGUAUGAUCUGAACAGUGGCACAUCUUUCAAGUUUUCAUCACGCGUGUCAUUCAUGAUGGCAAAUUACUGCAGACAACCAAAUUUGAAAAUAAUGCUUCAUACACCCUCUUGAUCGAUAGUGUUGAGGCCUAUGUGAGAUUAAAAGAAAAGGGCCCAUGAUUGAUGCUGUUCCAUGCAUUCCAUUUGGAGUUGACAUGCAGUAAGAUCAUGUCCAUUGGGUGGAAUCCAGCUCUUCAGGCACUGAAAUGAGGUAGUUGAAGGGCACCCUGUUGAUGACUUUUCUUUUUGUAGACAGCCCUGCUGAAGCUACUGAAACCAGCUUUACCUCACUUCUUGAAAGCAGUCACGGUUACAGCAUCUUUAAGGUCCACACUCGUGUUUUCCACAUCGCCGACAUGGGAGAUAUUUUCUUCCCCCCUCUUGCGGCUAAACUUUCAAAAAUCAGCAUUAGAAGAUUGUCAGAUUUGUUCAAAUAACAAAUUUGAGCGCAAAAAUCACAUGCUAUAUUUUCAGCAUUUAAAAUGCAUGCUUCUUUGACAGUUGAAUUAGGUAGGAUGGAAGGUGGUCAAGCAGAUGGGUAUUUACGUAAAGAGUGGAAAUCAGUACUGAUUCCUACUUGUAAUAUUAGCAUGCAAAGAAGAAAUCUUGUUUUCCAGGUUGUAUGGAAUACUGCAUAUCUGAAUCUGUUUAUUGUUAUAGAAUGUGUAUGGGCAUCACUGUACCAUAGUGUUAUAUUACAUCUUGGGUGUUGGAGUUUGGAGUUCAAUUCCGGUGUAGGAAAUAGUUAAUUACUACUGUUCGUAAAUCACUUUCCAGAGCUUAAGUGCAGAGACAAGAAUAUUGAUUUUUUUAAAAAAGGCUUCUUGUUUAUUCAUUCAUUGUUUCAUUUACUUUUGACCUGUAAGAAGAAUUUUAAAUUAAGUACUCACUUCUUGGAAUUUUUUAAUGUUUGAGUGCUGGGGGGGGGGUGGAGGAGAUUUAACUUUGGUAGUAUUAGCCACCAUUUAUUGUCCUGUUGAGGUGCUUUCUUGAGUUAUAAAUUUUAUUUCAUUAACUGGCUGUUUUAUUAAUAUAGAAACAAAAAAACCCAAGAAACAUUUGAGCAACAUCUGUGGAGAAGAAUGUAGAAUUAUAGUAUAUUGUAACAAAAAUUUAUUUUUAAGAUUGUGUCUAUUUUAAUUUUCUUUUAAAAUGUUUUAUGGUAUUUGCUAGAAUAUGAUGGAAUAAUAAUUUUACAAGUCUUAUUACAUUCUCUAAGAAUAAUUGUUGAUAAACCUGCAGUUCCAUAUUUAUUCCAACUUAGUACUUUUUCACCCUCUCAAUUGUCUAUCUUUAAAAGAUAAAUAAGUAAAAAAAAAUCAAGAUACUUGUUCGCUAUGUAAGCUGUAAGAUUUUUUGAGUAUGAUCUAGCUUCAAAAUUUCAGUUUGCCAUGUCUUCAUCUAUCUAAUAAUGUUUAGUAUCAGUUCAUUCUUUCUCAUUUAACCUGAGAUGACAACCUUACAAAUCAGUAAAAUUGAAGCAAUGCUGCAACUACAAGCAUUUGUGCAUUGUAGAGAUCAGCCACAAGGGAGCUCUGACUCUGGAAUGGUGGUCUGCUUAGGAAACAGGCUUUUCAAACUUGGAUAGAUUAACUUCUUGUUAAAACCAGUUAAAGUGCAUUAAAAUACAUGUUUGAGGUUCCCUAGGCUCUAAUAAUGUAUGGCUUGCACUAGGAUGAAAUAAUACCACAUCCAGUGCAAAUUGAUACUGUAAUAGUUUGGUUAGAACUCAAACAGCUUUAAUAUGUUCAAGAGUCAGAUCAGAAUCUCCACUGCAACUUAUACUGCCCCAUUACCUUGCUCAGGCUGCAGACAAAUUUGGUUUAACAAAACUGGAAUACUUUUGUAUCCUAAAAUAUAACAAAACAAUAUUUUGUUGCAUUUGAGAUACACUGUCAUACAAACAUUAACAUGGUUGCUAAUUUCAGAGGUUCAAAUUUUGUCAAUUAUUAAUCAAUUGCAAGUUAAAAAUAAUGAGCAGUGUACUUUUGAAAUAAACGUGUGCUGCUUGCCACUGAAAGGUUCAUUAUCAAAUUUCUUGAAUUUAAAAACUGCAUUUUUCCUAACCAGAUGUACAUACUGCCAUCUUUAGACUACGUUCGCCUUUCGCAUCUGCCACAUAGACCAAAAUAUUCUGUAUUUAUACAUUUAUCUGUUUGUCAAGAGGUGUAACAAAAUACUGGAAGUUUGUAAAUUCUUUGUAAAAUGUUUUUAUAAUUUUAAUGGUUUGAAAUCUGAAAUUUUGUACAUUAUUAUCAAUCAAAUGUACUUUAUUUUUCCAGAGUGUUAUAUUUUAAAAAUUGUUUUCAAAUAAAAAGCUG
Molecule: messenger RNA, 11404 nt
Organism: Mobula hypostoma (lesser devil ray)
Lineage: Eukaryota; Metazoa; Chordata; Chondrichthyes; Myliobatiformes; Myliobatidae
Gene: n4bp2
Product: NEDD4 binding protein 2
Exons: 16
Coding region: 146-5809 (1887 amino acids)
Cellular component (GO): nucleus
Molecular function (GO): endonuclease activity; ubiquitin binding
Source: RefSeq, a predicted model, not a curated record